This is a messenger RNA of Trichophyton verrucosum HKI 0517, 969 nucleotides long. RefSeq names its product carboxypeptidase S1, putative. Lineage: Eukaryota; Fungi; Ascomycota; Eurotiomycetes; Onygenales; Arthrodermataceae. Bases 1 to 969 code for a protein of 322 amino acids. Gene Ontology annotation, cellular component: fungal-type vacuole. The transcript has 3 exons. Gene Ontology annotation, biological process: proteolysis. Gene Ontology annotation, molecular function: serine-type carboxypeptidase activity. The record is from RefSeq and is a predicted model, not a curated record.
AUGGUGUCAUUCUGCGGAGUGGCAGCCUGCUUGCUGACAGUUGCUGGCCAUCUUGCGCAGGCUCAGUUCCCACCAAAACCGGAGGGUGUCACUGUCCUGGAGUCGAAGUUCGGCAGCGGUGCUCGCAUCACUUAUAAGGAGCCUGGCCUCUGUGAGACGACAGAGGGCGUCAAGUCGUACGCCGGAUAUGUUCAUCUGCCUCCAGGCACGCUCAGGGACUUCGGUGUCGAGCAGGACUACCCUAUCAACACCUUUUUUUGGUUCUUUGAAGCAAGAAAGGACCCUGAAAAUGCCCCUCUCGGCAUUUGGAUGAACGGUGGCCCGGGUAGCUCGUCGAUGUUUGGAAUGAUGACUGAGAACGGGCCUUGCUUCGUCAAUGCUGACUCCAAUUCUACUCGCCUGAACCCUCAUUCUUGGAACAAUGAAGACCAGCCAGUGCAGGUCGGUCUGUCCUACGACACUUUGGCCAACUUCACCAGGAAUCUAGUCACGGAUGAGAUCACGAAACUGGAACCCGGAGAACCUAUUCCGGAACAGAAUGCUACUUUCCUAGUAGGUACAUAUGCAAGCCGCAAUAUGAACACCACUGCACACGGAACUAGGCAUGCUGCCAUGGCUCUCUGGCACUUCGCCCAGGUCUGGUUCCAAGAAUUCCCAGGAUAUCACCCUAGGAACAACAAGAUCAGCAUUGCUACCGAAUCCUACGGUGGCCGUUAUGGCCCGGCCUUUACUGCCUUCUUUGAAGAGCAGAACCAAAAGAUCAAGAACGGUACAUGGAAGGGACACGAGGGAACUAUGCACGUGCUGCAUCUCGACACCCUCAUGAUCGUCAACGGAUGCAUCGACCGUCUUGUCCAAUGGCCAGCAUAUCCACAAAUGGCGUACAACAACACAUAUGGCAUCGAGGCCGUCAACGCCAGCAUUCAUGCAGGAAUGCUGGAUGCCCUCUACCGCGACGGUGGCUGUUGA